Molecule: messenger RNA, 480 nt
Organism: Aspergillus niger
Lineage: Eukaryota; Fungi; Ascomycota; Eurotiomycetes; Eurotiales; Aspergillaceae
Exons: 2
Coding region: 1-480 (159 amino acids)
Biological process (GO): D-sorbitol catabolic process
Molecular function (GO): L-iditol 2-dehydrogenase (NAD+) activity
Source: RefSeq, a predicted model, not a curated record
AUGUCGACACUGCAGCCAUCGGUAAACCGUGCUUUGGUCCUGCACCCCGGAGGCACCUUCACCCACUCCGAGCGCCGUAUCCCGACCAUCGAGUCCGAUCGGGAUGUUCUUGUCCGCGUGGUGGCCACCGGCCUAUGUGGCUCAGAUAUUCAUUACUGGCAGCAUGGAAAGCUCGGUGAGUACGAAGUCACCCAGCCCCUCAUUCUCGCCCAUGAGUCCUCGGGCGUGAUAGUAGCCACAGGUGGCAAUUUCCAAGGGCUGAAGAUCAACGACCGUGUUGCUUUGGAGCCUAGAAACCCCUGUAAUGUCUGCCCGUACUGUCGCAGUGGCCGUUACAAACUCUGCACGUCCAAUUCCCUCGAGAGCCAUUGCAUCAUGGAAAGCUCCUUCUGGUCUGAUACUUCCGUGUCCCAAAAUAAUUUAUUAGCUCCUACCUUUUCACGUAAUAUUAGUAACUCCUGCUUGAAGAUCACUACGUAA